Messenger RNA from Geodia barretti, 201 nucleotides. The record is from the annotation of a GenBank genome assembly. Lineage: Eukaryota; Metazoa; Porifera; Demospongiae; Tetractinellida; Geodiidae.
AUGAAGGCAGAAAUUCAUCCCCAGUUUUUCAAUUCCACGGUAACAUGCUCGUGCGGGCAUGUUUUCCAGACGGGGGCCACCAAGCCCACCCUGAGGGUAGAGGUGUGCAGCCAGUGCCACCCUUUCUACACGGGUGAGCAGCGCAUCGUGGACACCCAGGGACGCAUUGAGCGACUGCGGAGACGGUACAAUUUACAAUAG